Lycium ferocissimum is the source of this 2520-nucleotide messenger RNA. RefSeq lists its product as uncharacterized. The record is from RefSeq and is a predicted model, not a curated record. The coding region runs from base 1 to 2196 and encodes 731 amino acids. The transcript has 14 exons. NCBI's taxonomy places the organism in Eukaryota, Viridiplantae, Streptophyta, Magnoliopsida, Solanales, Solanaceae. Gene Ontology annotation, cellular component: membrane.
AUGUGGGUGUUUUACCUGAUAUCGUUACCCCUGACGAUGGGGAUGGUGGGUGUAACGUUGUGGUACUUUGCGGGACCAGACGUACCUCGUUACGUACGUUAUAGCGUGGGUUACACCUGGUUCUGUUCUCUCUCUAUCAUCAUCCUUGUUCCCGCCGAUAUCUGGGCUACACUAUCGAAUCAUGAUAGGGGACAGAUAUCUUUCUUUUGGAGCUGGUCUUAUUGGAGUACAUUUUUACUCACUUGGGCCGUGGUGCCUAUACUUCAGGGUUAUGAAGAUGCAGGGGACUUCACUGUUACUGAAAGACUGAAGACUAGUGCACAUUCAAACUUAGUUUACUACUUAUGCGUUGGUGCUCUCGGGCUUUUUGGACUUGUCUUGCUUAUUGUUGUUCAAGAAUACCGGAUAGGAAACAUUCCUGGUUUUGCCAUGGCUUGCUCCAAUACAUUUGGUCUCGUCACUGGUGCAUUUCUCCUUGGCUUUGGUCUAAGUGAAAUUCCAAAAGGCAUCUGGAGAUGUGCAGAUUGGACAACUCACCAAAAGAUUCUCUCACACAAGGUGGCCAAAAUGGCCGUCAAACUUGAUGAUGCUCAUCAGGAAUUUUCAAAUGCUAUAGUAGUUUCACAAGCCACGUCAAAACAGAUGUCAAAGCGUGAUCCUUUGAGACCUUACAUGAAUGUCAUAGACAAGAUGCUGAGUCAGAUGCUUAGCGAAGAUCCCUCUUUUAAACCACAAGGCGGAAAUUUAGGAGAAAAUGAUAUGGAUUAUGACACUGAUGCAAAAACAAUGGCUUCACUUAGACGUCAACUCGAGAUAGCUCGAGAGAAAUACUACCGAUACAAAAGUGAGUAUAUGAAUUUUGUAACUCAAGCACUUGAGCUGGAAGAUACCAUAAAGAACUUUGAGCACCGGAGUGGCACUGGAUGGAAAUAUAUAUCAAGCUUCCGGCCUGAAAGAAGUGGAAGAUUAGGGUCUAUGCUGGACAUAACAGAGUUGAUUUGGCGUUGUGUAUUGGAGAAGCAUCUUCAAAAAGGUUUGGCAAUCCUCUUAGGCUGUAUGUCGGCUUCUAUACUUCUCGCCGAGGCAACAAUUCUACCAAGUGGAGUUGAUUUAUCUCUCUUUUCUAUUCUGAUUAAUGCCAUGGAAAAGCAUGAGAUGCUUGUACAGGUUGCCGCCUUUAUUCCUUUAAUGUAUAUGUGUAUGUGCACAUACUAUUCCUUGUUCAAAAUAGGAAUGUUGACAUUUUAUUCACUGACUCCACAACAAACAAGUUCAGUUAGUUUGCUUAUGAUAUGCUCGAUGGUUGCACGCUAUGCUCCUCCUAUUUCAUACAACUUUCUCAACCUUAUCCAUCUUGACAACAGUGCAAAGACUAUCUUUGAAAAGAGAAUGGGAAAUAUUGAUGAUGCAGUCCCAUUCUUUGGAAGAAAAUUCAAUAAAAUAUAUCCACUUAUUAUGGUCAUCUACACCUUGUUGAUUGCGAGCAACUUUUUUGAUCGAGUCCUUAGCUAUUUUGGGAACUGGAAAAUUUUCAAAUUCCUGAGUGAAGAGGCCGAUGAUUUGGAUGGAUUUGAUCCCUCAGGACUCAUUAUUUUGCAAAAAGAACGUUCUUGGCUUGAACAAGGGCAUAAAGUAGGUGAACUUGUUGUUCCAUUGGCAAGGAAUUUCCAAAAUGCAAGCUUGGAUCUUGAAUCUGGCAGCAAUAAUACGCUCCAUGAAACAAAACCAUCAACAAGACUAGAGGAAGAAGAUAACGUUAGCCAUUCAAAACCUCUAAAAGGAGAGGCACAACAGGAGAGCAGCAAAGAAGAGAUCAGUGGAAAGUACAAGGCAAAAAGAGCAAGACAGAUGAAGAGAGAAAAUAGCAUAAGUUCAAACGGGAGGAGCAGGGACCGCCCCUUGUCUUCACGGGAUGAAAACUCCACGAUGGAUGUGCAAGUUCAACCUUCUAGAGGUUUAUCCUCGACUUGGAGAUCAAUGCAAACAGGUUUCCGCAACUUCAAGUCUAACAUGGAAUCGAAGGGAUUCAUCCCUUUACAUCAACAAGUUCAAGAUGCAGGACACAGUCGGUGUUCCUCAACUGAAUCUCUGGAUGAAAUAUUUGAAAGGAUAAAAAGACCAGGUUCAGAAUCCACAAACUAUGACAGUGAUGAUGAUCUGUAUGGAGGCUUGAAAAGUUCAAGGCCAAGCAGAUAAUAUAUGUACAAAAAAAAAAAAAAAGCUGUGUCAGAGAGCAGUCUACCAAUUUUGUGUGAGAAUCAGGAUAUUGGUCGUAAAGUUUGUUCAAUAUUCUUUUCUCUUAGUGGUAGGUUUCUGUAUUACAGAUCCUUCUGGGGUCUGUUUCAUUGUAACAAAUAGUAGCAUUGUCACUCCUCGACCAUACAAAUACAGGGAUCAUAUGACCCACAACUUGAAAACUUCAGAAGAGUUGGAAACUCAAGUUUCUGUAAUGUCUCACUCUGUCACUCACAGUAGUUGUAUUGGAUGAUAUCAAUAGAUGUAUUAUUAGCACAUUCAUUU